AUGGCCCAACAUGCACUUCUUGACGCACACGCUCUGGCGUACGUCAUCCGCGAUUGGGGAACCAUCCACUCUGCCAUGAUCAACCAUGUCUCGCCGCCAGUGAUAAAACGUACCUAUGCGCCAAUGGAUCUCGACGCACAUGCCCGAGAUGCAGACGGAACGGUGCCGCAACUAAGACUCGAUUUCUGGGCUUAUGAUCCGUCCAAUCCAGCCGACCAGGCUCUUGGAUGGUUUACGCGAUCCCGCGUUCCGCCACCCCAAGUCGAUGCUGCGGAUCUGGCGGCCGGCAGGCCGAGAGGGCCAAGAGCACCGUUCGAGACUUGGGACGCAGACGCGGCCGUGGAAGAUGCAGUCCUCGAUCUCUCGGCUGAUCACGUCAAGGCGGUCACAGUCCCCGAAGUAAGCGCGCUCGACAGUGUUUUGGGAACUGUUUGGAGGGCGAUUGUACGCGCGCGGGAUAUCAAAGCAAAAGUCUGGAUGCACGGGUGUGUUGGGUUACGCACCCGCCUCGAAUUUCCCGACGACUUCCAGGGCGCGCCGCUCAUCAACGUCUCGGCUGGCUUGGAUUCCACAGAACUCCUCCGUGAAUCGGCGAGAGGAGCUCGUGCGAUCCGCGCGUCCAUUGAUACCGUCACGAAGGAGAGCGCGGCGGCUGUGCUCCAUCAUAUGGCGCAGGCUCUAGAUCCGGCGCGCGAGUGGAACGUGUUUGUCGGGAGCCAACAUACUCUUUCUACGAGCUGGCUUGGGAUUGGUGCAUACUCUGCCGAUUUUGGGUUCGGGACGCCGGCGCGCGUGAUUCCUUUCAUGCCGCCGGUUGACGGAAUCGUCGUUGUGAUGGAGGCCAAGGACGCUAUCGGAGAGCACGGCGCUCGCGGUGGAGUCAGCAUCCGCCUCCUCCUUCGCGAGGACGUUCUCGCACGCGUCCUCGCUGAUCCCGAGUUGGUGGGUGAGAAGUGA
Cutaneotrichosporon cavernicola is the source of this 957-nucleotide messenger RNA. RefSeq lists its product as uncharacterized. The record is from RefSeq and is a predicted model, not a curated record. Gene Ontology annotation, biological process: secondary metabolite biosynthetic process. Gene Ontology annotation, molecular function: acyltransferase activity, transferring groups other than amino-acyl groups. NCBI's taxonomy places the organism in Eukaryota, Fungi, Basidiomycota, Tremellomycetes, Trichosporonales, Trichosporonaceae. The coding region runs from base 1 to 957 and encodes 318 amino acids. The transcript has a single exon.